AUCUGUGAAUGUGGAACACAGCAUAGGACUACAAGAACAGCUAGACCCUGACGAUUUCGGAAUGAUCCGGAAGAGUAGACGAAAAACUCAUACCAGUUUUCGAGCUAGGAUCCAAAGUUGGUACAAAGUUGGAUUCCCGGAGGCAGAGCACGACAGUAGCAGAACACGGAAACCAUCGCUGGUGGCCGGUUCUUCGGAGAUAGAGCUGAUAUCUGAAUCAUCCGGAAAGUGAGUUUCUGGAAGGUUAAGUGGAUCAACUUCUGCGUUCAUUGGAUUGAGAUAUGGGGUAUGUACUUGCCUGGGCCCCACCCAAUUUCCCAAUGGCAGCAGGCACCGAACGACCGUUAGACGGCUCUGGAUCAUGCCCGAACGCGGCCAGCAAAGGGAGGAGAUAGAGAAGUUACAUCGAUCGUAGCCACAGUUGGAGAUGUUGCGGUGUCUGGUUGGAGUAACAAGUCCUGUGCGAAAUUUUUAUUCACCUUUCGAAAACAGUUGUCCGUGUGGCUUUGGUCGGUGAAUGUGGCCAGUUCUGGAUUUUCUGGUACGUUUCAACUUGUUUGGAUCGUCGCAUGCGGUAGGCCGAUAUUUUAAAGCCAGAAAACUUCGAGAUCUUGUUCCUUUACCAGGAUCGAAUGAAGGCGACAGUGUGAGCGUCGUUAGUGAAACUGAAAGUUGAGCAGCGUUUGGGACUAAUCGGUGCUGUUUGUGUUGGAAACUUGCCGGUGGUGCUUCCAGUUGCCCGAUGCCAGCAAGCAUCGAACGAACGUCGGGGUGCCCCGGAUCAUGUCCGAACUUCCUGCUGAAGCUCUACAAGAAAGGCGUUCGACCGGAAGACAUUGGCAUUAUCACACCGUACCAACAGCAGGUCAAGACAAUUCGGCGCAUUCUGGAUGAAAGUAAUUUGCAGAAACCAAAAAUCGGAAGCGUGGAGGAAUUCCAAGGCCAGGAGCGUAUGGUGAUUAUUAUAUCUACUGUGCGAACUUCGAAAUCGCUGCUGCAAAGCGACCUGCAGCAUGCACUUGGUUUCAUUGCCAGCCCAAAGCGCUUGAAUGUGGCCAUCUCCCGUGCACGGGCGCUGCUUUUGAUCUUCGGUAGCCCUCAUCUGCUGUCAGCGGACAAACACUGGCGAAAUCUGUUGUUCAGGGCGAUUAAUUCCGGUUCGUACUGUGGGUGCGAUCUUCCCGAGCAUAUUGAUCCCACGGAGCCAGCGCUGAAUGGCGACGCACACAAGGAGGAGUGAACUAUUGUGUAACGGUUGGAGUUUGAUUACUUAUAAACGCGGGUUCGUAUAUGCUACAUCCGAAUACCUCGAACGAACUGCAGUGUAUCGUAUUAUUAUGAGAUGUAUCAUUUCUGAAUUUAAUUUUUAUGUUUGAAACAAAUAAAAUAAAUGAGAUUAAUUUUAAA
This is a messenger RNA of Toxorhynchites rutilus septentrionalis, 1407 nucleotides long. Its product is annotated as probable RNA helicase armi. The coding region runs from base 743 to 1240 and encodes 165 amino acids. The record is from RefSeq and is a predicted model, not a curated record. The transcript has 2 exons. NCBI's taxonomy places the organism in Eukaryota, Metazoa, Arthropoda, Insecta, Diptera, Culicidae.